AUGUUCGAGUUUAAGGUCCCUGUUUGGUACACCUCUCCCACGGCGCAAGUGGUGCUGGUCGGCUUUACCUGCUUUGCCACGGCGGGCAUGUUCAGUGCUGUCUCGAACUUAGGAGCAGGAGGUCUUAGCGACAUCACUCUGUCGGAUACCUCCCAGGGCGUCCUUUACGGCCUCUUCGCCGUCACCGGCCUGGUUAGCGGCGGUAUCAAUAACUUACUUGGUCCACGGCUUACGCUCUUCCUUGGAACGCUUGGCUACGCGGUUUACGUUGGGUCGCUCUGGUGUUACCAGACCCAACGGGCCGGCUGGUUCGUUAUAUUUGCGGGGGCCCUCGAGGGCAUCUCCGCUGCGCUACUAUGGUCGGCGCAAGGUUCGAUAAUGAUGUCUUAUCCGCUGGAAAAGGACAAGGGAAAGGCCUUCUCCAUCUUCUUCGCCAUCUUCCAGUUUGGUUCCUUGCUCGGUUCCAUCAUCGCCCUCGCCAUCAACAUCGAGAGCGGGCAGCUCUCUGCUGUCUCUAAUUCUACAUACAUAGCAUUCUUGGUGAUCAUCUUCAUUGGUGUCGCCUCGUCGUUCCUCGUCCUACCUCCGCAUAAGGUCAUCCGAUCUGACGGUACGCUCGUCAAGCUCAAGGCAUCCACGAAGCUGCACGAAGAAGUCCUGGGAGUUCUUCGCCUCCUUAUGGACUGGCGCAUGCUCGCGCUCGUGCCGAUGUUCUUUGCCUCGAACUACUUCUACGCCUACCAAAGCGCCGUCAACACCGCACGUUUUGAUAGCGCAACCCGGGCACUGAACGCGACCCUGGAAAGCGCAGGUUCCAUCGUCGGCGCGCUCCUGAUAGGGUACUUCUGCCUUGACUUCAAGGGGCUCCGUCGCCGCACCCGAGGCUACCUUGGCCUCGCAACCGUGGCCAUCGUCGUCGCAGUCGUCUGGUCCGUCGGCCUCGCGUGGCAGGUCACUUUCACCCGUGCCGACUUGAAUGACGCCAACCGUAUCAACUACCACGACGAUAACUACAAGGGAAAGGGGGCGCUUUUCUUCUUCUACUUCUUCUCAUACGCCUGCUACCAAGCGCUAGCGUAUUGGAUCAUGUCCGCGCUCUCGAACGACCCCUUCACGCUUGCGCGCUACGCAGGGCUCUACAAGGCCGUGCAGUCCGCGGGUGCCGCGGGCGCGUUCGGCAUGGAUGCAGUGGGGACCCCGCUCCUAAACGAGCAGCUCGCGUCGGGGAUCCCGAUGCUUGUCUCGUUCCCGCUCGCAUGGCUGGUGCUGCGCACGGUGAAGGAGACGAACUACGGAGACGAGGAAGCGGUGUACGUCGACAACAAGAGCGCGGACAGCUUGGAGAAGGGGAGCGUGGAAGACCGCGGGAACGUACCUGCGUCCCAUCUCUAG
Molecule: messenger RNA, 1392 nt
Organism: Trametes versicolor FP-101664 SS1
Lineage: Eukaryota; Fungi; Basidiomycota; Agaricomycetes; Polyporales; Polyporaceae
Product: MFS general substrate transporter
Exons: 8
Coding region: 1-1392 (463 amino acids)
Source: RefSeq, a predicted model, not a curated record